This is a messenger RNA of Coprinopsis cinerea okayama7#130, 2736 nucleotides long. Its product is annotated as f-box protein pof6. Gene Ontology annotation, cellular component: cytoplasm; exocyst. Gene Ontology annotation, molecular function: protein binding. NCBI's taxonomy places the organism in Eukaryota, Fungi, Basidiomycota, Agaricomycetes, Agaricales, Psathyrellaceae. The transcript is spliced from 10 exons. Gene Ontology annotation, biological process: exocytosis; Golgi to plasma membrane transport. The record is from RefSeq and is a predicted model, not a curated record. Bases 1 to 2736 code for a protein of 911 amino acids.
AUGGACAAGUUUGCAACUCUCGAACCAGUCAGACUCUAUGCUCAGCGCAAUCAGCCACAGAAACCACAACAGCCACAGUCUCUGGGGAAUCUACCGCUCGACCUCCAUGCUCUCAUUCUCAACAACUUACCCGUGCCAGACAUACCCCACUAUGCCAGAUGCUGUAGAACAACCGCAGCACUCGUCAGAGACGGCGAUGCCCUCGUUUGGAAGUCGAAAUGGAAUGCAUUGGGCGUAGACAAGCAUGAUCUAGACAUUGUCCUCCAGAGACUCGAAAAGAAGGCCAACGAGGCCCGCGCUUCGUCCAGAGCAGCAGCACCACCCACAAUACCCGUCGACGACGACUUUGGAGACUUUGCAGCCGCAGAUGUCCUUGCUCCCCAGCCAGGCGAGUUUGGCGAUUUCGUGGGGGCCUUUAGCGCAGUCACCAUUGCACCGGCUGUACCACCCAAGGAAACAAAUCGGACCAGAUAUAUGAGGGUUCAUAGUCUGUUGAAGCCGAUGGUGCAGGCUUUGUCCAGUCCACCGCAUCUCGUCCUCAGUCAGCUGGCAGAGGCGCUAUCGGACCCCACUUCAUCCACCUCGCCGCUGGUCCUCGAGUCCAAACUCUUGAGGAUCUUGUCGUUUUGGCUGUCCCCGACGGUCAAACCGGUCAAUGGAUGGGAGUCUCUCUACGCGUCGUUGAGGUCCGCCAUGGAUCGCUUCGAUGGAAACUUGCUGGCAGCCUUUGACUCGGCGGAUAGUAGGAACGAUGAAGUUACCAUGAAGGAUGCGGCAGAGAGUAGUUGGCAGGUCUGGGAUGGUAAUGGCGAUUGGGAGAUGGGAAAGGUGUGGGCCGAGAAGAGGGAGAUUUUCUAUCAGCUGGGUCGGUGGAAUCCUCUUGAUAACUUUACGGAGCAAGGAGGAAUCGAAUUCGACGCGAUGGAUAGUUUUAUGGAAUGGGUUCUGAAGGCGAUCGAGGAACAUGGGACCAGAGCGGUUCGGGUGUUUCCUCCAGAGUCUCAAGUCUUGCUGUCGUUUGCAGAUAGGAUUGCCAACGAGAUUGUCGGAGACUAUAUCAGCUCGCUGUUGUCGAGGGCCCGAGAGCUUUCAACGGAAAUUUACCUCCAGUCGGCCGCUGCAUCGUUCAAAGAAACAUGGAGGAUGGUCGACGCCAUUAUGGAGGCUGCAAAAGCAAGACCAGACUCGAAUAUCCCCAGGACGAGAGCCGAGGACGUGGUGUACAAAAUGUUCGAAGCAAACAUGGACGAGUAUCUCGAUGAAGAGGUGGAAGCCAUCAAGCUGUCAUUCGAGAGGACGCUGAAGAACUGGGAUAGACAUGAACAAUCCCCAACUUCACCAACGUCAGCCGAUACGCGCUUCUUGCACGCACAAAACCCGGCACAGGCAAAGCGAAACGUUGUCAACAGCUUUACGAACCUCCUCUUACUCCCUGUGACGAUCGUGCCAAGGACGGUGAACGCUGUGGGAGGAGCGCUAAUGACUGGAGGUUCUGCUGCUGUCCAGGGUAUUGCGAUGUUGAAUCCUCAGCGAUGGGGAGCUUCCGCGGCAGAUGCGAGCUAUUCGAAGAGCCUCGGUCAAGGCGAAUCUCUCUUCGACGCCGACGAAGGGAACAAGAGAGCCUCCAUCUCCCUACAAUCCGACCUGGCCUCACCCACGCCUCUCAUCUCUGCCGGAGCCAAGUCCCCCAAUCCACCCAUGUCAGCGCUGAGCACGAUCACUGAGGGAGAGACUAACCAACUGGAUCUGUUGCUCUCUCUCGAUGUGGCCCUCGAGUUGAUUCACGAAAACCGGAAAGCCCUGAAGAGGGUUGAGACGUUCGAGGGCUAUCCCGGACAUUAUGGGCAUCGAGUCAAGGAUACCAUCGAAGAGUUGUUCAUUCUGUUUUUGCAGACGCUCGCCGAGGGUCAUAUCAACAAGGGGUUUGCUAGGGCGACGGACAGGAUGAAGAGCUAUAAACCCGCGGAGCACAGUGAAUCCAAGAACGUUGCUCCACUUGAACAGUUUUUCGAGUUGGUCCACAUCGGCGACACGAUACAGUCCAUGGUCCAGGUUUAUUUCGACAAGGAGCUGGCCCCGCACAUCGAUCGAACAGAUUUCUUGAACGCGGUUGUGAGGGAGAAGAAGAAGUUUGAAAACAUGUUGGAUGAUUCGGUUGCCGCGGGGUUGAAUGCUGGGACGGAGGUGUUGAUGAACCAGGUCGACCAUAUCAUUACUACGAAGACCAAACCUCGCGAGUAUUACCCUCCAGAGGACGGGGCGCUAGAGUUGGGUCCUACCGAGGCUUGCCAAGAAGCGAUCAAGUGUUUGGAGACCCAUUGUAAACUCUUGAAAGGUAGUACGAGCAAGGAGGUUUUGGAGGUGUUCUAUCAAGAGGUCGGGAUUCGCCUGAUCAGCAUACUGCAAAAACAUAUCAAGCGACAGAUCAUCUCAUUGAAUGGCGGCUUCCAAGUCAUCGCGGACUUGAAUGCUUACAACAAUUUCAUUUCGUCGCUCAAGGUUCAAAGCAUAUCCUCCGAUUUUGCGAAUCUGAGAAUGUUGGGCCACGUAUAUGUUGUGGAAGAUGCAAAGGACCUGGCCCAAAUUGUGCGGGAUGUGACUCGGUAUGGUGGAGCGUAUAGACCUGAAGACAUCUAUGAGUUCAUCCAAAGACGGUCGGAUUGGAAGAAGAUUGAAAAGGUUGUAGAUAAGACUAUGUACAACUUGAGCUUCAAGGAAGAUUGUAGUAUUAUGUAA